Molecule: messenger RNA, 1047 nt
Organism: Racocetra fulgida
Lineage: Eukaryota; Fungi; Glomeromycota; Glomeromycetes; Diversisporales; Gigasporaceae
Source: the annotation of a GenBank genome assembly
AUGGUUUACUUAUGUCAUAUUGUAACUGAUACUCAAUUAGAUAAAGAAAAGGAUGAACGUAGCGAACAGUUGGAUGGUAAUCCGGUGUUGAAUUUGGCAUCUUUCGUUACUACUUACAUGGAAGAUGAUGCUGAACAGUUAAUGAAAGAAAAUCUGUCAAAAAAUUUUAUCGAUUUUGAAGAGUAUCCUGUGUCUGUUGAAUUGCAGAAUCGAUGCGUUAGCAUUAUUGCUCGCCUCUUUAAUGCUCCAGUGGAUGAAUCAAUAGGUGUUUCAACUAUAGGCUCUUCAGAAGCCAUUAUGCUUGCUAUAUUAUCAAUGAAAAGGUUAUGGAAAAACAGGAGAAUUUCCGAAGGAAAGCCUGUCGAUAAGCCGAAUUUAGUAAUGGCGGCAUCGGUUAAUGAUCUUUUACUAGCCAAAAAUCAAAAAAAUGGUUGGGAUGUGCCGAUUCAUGUUGAUGCUGCAGCUGGUGGAUUUGUUGCUCCUUUUGUGAACCCCGAUCUUGUUUGGGAUUUCAGGUUAACGUCUUUCAUUAGUUUAGAUAUUUACAAUGAUAUAGUGGCAGUCAUUUCCCCCACAGCUAAGUAUUAUGUGCUAAUUCGACUUGGACGUCAAGGAUUUACCUCGAUUAUGAGAAAUUUGAUGUGUAUUGCUGAUUAUCUGGCUGCCAGGCUAGAGGCUACAAAUAAAUUUACUAUUUUGAGUGAUAGAAAUGGUAACGGAUUACCUCUUGUGGCUUUUAAGUUGAAAGCCAAGGAUAUACAUUACGAUGAGUAUGAUGUUGCCCAACGUAUUCGUGAACAUCAAUGGAUUGUACCAGCUUACACUAUGGCACCGAAUAUCCAACAUAUUAAAUUAUUACGCGUUGUUGUGCGUGAGGAUUUUUCGCGUGAACGAUGUGACAUUUUUAUUACAGAUUUGAUGCAUACUAUUGAUUUUUUGGAUAAAUUAGAUAAAAAUAGUACUUAUUUGAAGAGUUGGAAAACUUUAAAAAAUGCCACGAUUUUAGGAUUUAAAAAUCAAUCUCAUAAAACCAAUGGAGUCUGCUAA